AUGAAUGACACGUUGACCUUAGAUGUCAUUGGUCGACGAGUUGAAGUUAAUGGAGAACAUGCAACAGUGCGUUUUUCUGGUGUUGUCCCUCCUGUGGCAGGACUCUGGCUAGGAGUGGAAUGGGACAAUCCCACGAGAGGAAAGCAUGAUGGAAGCCAUGAAGGGAUUGUGUAUUUUAAAUGCAGGCACCCAACAGGAGGAUCCUUUGUUCGUCCAAACAAAGUAAAUUUUGGAGUGGACUUUCUCACUGCAGUGAAUAAUCGCUACGUGUUAGAAGAUGGACCAGAGGAAGAUGGAAAAGAGCAACCUGUUACAAUUGGAAAUAAACCUGUGGAAACUAUUGGUUUUGAGUCUGUCAUAAAACAGCAAAGUCAGCUGAGCAAGCUGCAGGAAGUUUCUCUGAGGAACUGCGUGGUGAGUUGUGCUGGCGACAAAGGAGCAAUUGCCAAAGCGUGUCCUAAUAUCAGAAGGGUAGAUUUGUCAAGAAACCUGCUGUCCUCAUGGGAUGAAGUCCUAAGUAUUGCUGAUCAGCUCAAACACCUGGAAGUUCUCAAUCUCAGUGAGAAUAAACUACACUUUCCCUCGGUUUCACCAUCUCUAGCUGGAACAUUUCCUGCACUGAAGGUUUUAGUUCUUAACCGAACAGGAAUAACGUGGGCUGAGGUGCUGCGGUGCGCCCCCGGGUGGCCGGUCCUGGAGGAGCUGUACCUCAAGUCUAACGACAUCUCCAUUUCAGAAAGGCCGGCGGAUGUUCUACAGACGGUCAAGUUAUUAGACCUUUCCUCUAAUCCAUUAAUUGAUGAAAAUCAGCUGUUUCUCAUAGCGUAUCUCCCCAGAUUAGAACAACUAAUCCUUUCUGACGUCGGAAUUUCUUCUAUACAUUUUCCGGAUGCAGGAACUGGGUGCAAAACAUCAAUGUUUCCUUCCUUGCAGUACCUUGUAGUAAAUGACAAUCAGAUCUCACAAUGGUCAUUUAUCAAUGAGCUGGAUAAGUUACAGAGUCUGCGUGCUCUGUCCUGUGUAAGAAACCCCCUGACGGAAGGAGGCAGCGGACCACAGACCACACGCCAGUUCAUCAUCGCCAAAAUCGGUCAGCUGAAGACCCUGAACAAAUGUGAGAUUCUACCAGAGGAAAGGCGUGGGGCUGAGCUUGAUUACCGAAAAGCAUUUGGAAAUGAAUGGAAAAAGGCUGGCGGACAUCAGGAUCCAGACAAAAACAGGCCAAAUGAAGAAUUUCUUGCAGCCCAUCCCAGAUACCAGUCGCUCUGCCUGAAAUAUGGUGCACCUGAAGACGGGGAACUCAAAACACGACAGCCGUUUUUGCUCAAAAACCAGCUACUAACACUGAAGAUAAAAUAUCCUAAUCAGGUUGAUCAGAAAGUCACAGAAAAACAACUGCCAGAUUCCAUGACCAUUCAGAAGGUGAAGGGACUGCUGUCACGUCUUCUCAAAGUUCCUGUGUCAGAACUUGUGCUGUCCUACGAAAGUCCCAAAAUGCCUGGCAGAGAGAUUGAGCUAGAAAAUGACCAGCAGUCAUUACAGUUCUAUUCUGUGGAAAACGGAGACUACCUGUUAGUGCGAUGGUAA
Messenger RNA from Puma concolor (puma), 1587 nucleotides. RefSeq names its product tubulin folding cofactor E (gene TBCE). Gene Ontology annotation, molecular function: protein binding. The record is from RefSeq and is a predicted model, not a curated record. Gene Ontology annotation, biological process: cytoskeleton organization. Lineage: Eukaryota; Metazoa; Chordata; Mammalia; Carnivora; Felidae.